ACAUUUGAGACUGAAUUUUAAUACAUUUGUCCCAAGUGUUGGCAGGGGCUCAACUAAAAUGUCAACCAUGGAACUUGGAAAUUAUAUUUCGAUGUGAAUUUCCUAUCUUUUAAAGUGGAUUUUGUCUUUGUACAUUACAGUUGUGCUUUUGGGUGCAAAGUGCAACUUUGGACAAAAAUAGCCAAUUUUUCCCCCCUACAAUGCAGUGCUUUUUCCCUACAAUGGCAGUAUAAUUCCACCCUGUGAUCAAAACAAAUGCAAGUGGGUCUGUGUCUGCUAGUAAAUCAAACUGACGUUGUAUUUAUCAUUUUCAGAGCCCAGAUUGUGUCACUUCAGUUUGUAGUUAAAAAAUUAUCUCUGUGAUAGUUUUGGCGAAAGUCUUCUUCACUUAUUAGCACAACUCGCUGCGGAAAUUUGUGGAAGGGCACAAAAUAUUCAAAAAAUUGUUUUGCUUUCUGUGAUUGCUGAUGACAUUAGAAGGAUUAAUGCAUUGAAAUUCCUCCACUGAAAAGCACAAUAUUUGCAGACUUAAGUUGCACAGACGCACACAGACACACACGCUGCUUUGUAUCUAGUCUCAGAUAACUGAGGAGAAGAAGAUAUAUAUCUAUAGUAGGUAUCUAUUCCUGUAGAGUCUUGCAGCGGGUCGGGUACCCAAGGGUUACCAGCGAAAAGCUGUGGUACCCUGCGGGUUGCGGGUAGAAGUUCCGGUGCGGGUAUAGACGCGGUUCUGCGGGUAUAAGGGUCGUGCCGCGGGUCUUCUCAAUAGUGAUUCUUACUCCUUUUUUUCCUGAUCAAUCCUACUUCCGAUGAUAUCACUUCCUGUUUACAAUGAGAGCACUUCCUGAUUCUUGAUGGUCGCGGGUCCAGGUUGCGGAUAAGGUACUUGCGUGUCGGGUAGCGGGUCCAAGCAGGUAAGAAUGCGGGGCUGGGUUGCGGAUUGCAGGUUGUGGGUAUGGGUUCCAAAAAAUGGACCCGCGCAGGACUCUAGGUCCUGGUCCCAUGUCCUCUCCAGUAUCAGCCAAUCAGACUCUGUUGUCACUAAGGUUGCCACCUGGCUAGUGUUAUACUGGAGCUGUCAGUACAAAUGAUAGCUGGUGACAAUGUUAUUGAUAGAGAAGGAAGAUAAGAGAGAAAGAAAGAGUGCUGGCAGCUGUAGGGAUGCUAAAGAGCAAGCUGAGGCUGUGUCCCGGGAGUGACAGUUGUGGGGGGCUGGCUGGCAGAGAAAAGCUUAGAGGAGUAGGAGGAGCGCAGCUGACAGUCAGGAGAGGGAGGGCUGGCAGAGAGCUGGAAGGGAGUGUUGGUUGCAGAGCAGGGCUGAUUUCUUCUCCUGAUGUCAGACUGAGGGAGGAACUUCCUGCUUCCUCUCAAUCCCCUGCUGCCACCCCUAUAGGCUUUUUGAUUUUUUUAGGGGCCUGGCGUCCAUUGCUGCGUUGGAUGUUUUGGGGCUGCUGCCCCCAUUCUUGGAUGUGGGGGGGAGGCGCAUACCCCCGUCAGGUUGGUCGGAUCAGCCAAAAGGCCCCAUCCCGGCUCCGUUAUGAUUUGCUCGGUGACAGCUGGGGACAGGCUGAGCCUCACAUCAUCCCGGAGGGAACUGGAGAAGCCCCUGCCGGAGGGAGACUCAGCUCAGGUCCCCGUAACAUUUGAUGAUGUUGCCGCCUAUUUUUCUGAGGAUGAAUGGAAGGACUUGGAGGAAUGCCAGAAGGAACUGUACAAGGAUAUGAUGAAGGAGAAUUAUGAAGCCCUGAUUUCUCUGGGUAAUUUCACACCAUACAGCACCAACUCUUUACUGCUGGAUGAUGGGCCUGUCAGUGAUAAAGAAAAGUCCAAAUACAAUGACAAACUGGAAAGUAUUGAGACCCCAUCCCUGCCCAUGUUGGAUCAGGUCUUACCCUGUCCCAAUAUGGGAAAUGAAAGCACAAGCCAGCCGGAGUCAAAUCAGACUGAGCCAAGUCAGCUGGGACAGAAUCAAAUGGGAAGCCCAGGAGAGAAUGAGGCUUCUUGUACAGAGAACUCUACCAACCAGGCAGAACCUGGGAAGGACGAAGGGGAGAAACAGUAUCAGUGCACACAGUGUGGGAAGAACUUCCGGAAAAGAGACAGUCUAAAGCGACACCAGCAGACGCACACCGGGGAGAGGCCCUACAACUGUAUAGAGUGUGGCAAGAGUUUUAUCCAAAAGCAGCACCUGGUGACCCACCUUCGCACACACACCGGGGAGAGGCCUUUUAAAUGUGAUGAAUGCGGCAAGAGCUUGAGCACAAAUGAACGACUAAAAAUCCACCAGCGAAUCCACACGGGCGAGAGGCCUUACAAGUGCGACGAUUGUGGGAAGAGCUUUAGGGCUCACCGGGUACUCAAGGUCCACCAGCAGACACACACAGGAGAGAGGAUCCACAAGUGCGAGGACUGUGACAAGCGUUUCCGGCACAAGCAGACCCUCUUGGCCCACCAGAGAAGCCACACUGGUGAGACCACGUAUCAGUGCAACGAGUGUGGCGAGAGCUUUCGGACCUUCAAGCACUUAAAAUUUCACCAAAAGCUUCACCGUGGGGAAAAACCCCAUGAAUGUGAGGACUGUGGGAAAGGGUUCAGGAAAAGGGAGCACCUCAGGAGACAUCAGCAGAUCCACACGGGUGAGCGCCCCUUUUCCUGUGAAGAAUGCGGCAAAGGCUUUAUCCAGAAGCAUCACCUGGUGAGACACCAGAGAACCCACACAGGAGACAGAGCCUUCACUGUGGUCAUCGUGGAAGAGUUUAAUUAUUCCAAUAACAACAGCAACAACAAUGGCAACUAUAGGGGCAGUCCACAUAUCUGUAGCGAGUGUGGAAAGAGCUUCACUACUUAUGAACAUCUGAAGCGCCACAACAGGAUACACACUGGGGAACGACCCAACAAGUGCUCAGAUUGCGGCAGGACUUUUAGAUCUCAGAAGCUUCUGAAGGCCCAUCGACAGGCCCAGGAUGAGGAGACGGGGCUUUGUAAGGAGGAGGACAGCGAGAACAGUGAAAGCCAACACAUUGGGCCUGGAGAGAAGCCAUUCGAAUGUGGCGAGUGUGGGAAAAUGUUCCGCUUUCUCAAGCACUUAAAGUUUCACUUGCACACGCACACGGGCGAAAGACCCUUCAAGUGCGAAUCCUGCCAGAAAACGUUCAGAAAAAGAGACUGCUUGAAACGGCACCAGCAGAUCCACACUGGGGAACGGCCUUUCACCUGCACCGACUGUGGUAAAGGUUUCAUUCAGAAACAGCACCUGGUGAGGCACCAGAGAACUCACACAGGGGAGAGGCCUUACAUCUGCAGCGAGUGCGGCAAAACGUUCAGCACGUGCGAGCACCUGAAAAUCCACGGGCGCACCCACACGGGCGAGAAGCCGUACAAGUGCAACGACUGUGGUCAGAGCUUCCGCAAGCGGGAGUACCUCAAGUGCCACCAGCAGACCCACACCGGAGAGAGGCCCUUCACAUGCACCGAGUGCGGGAAAAGCUUCAUCCAGAAACACCACCUUAUUGCUCAUCAUCGGACCCACACAGGGGAAAGACCAUACCAGUGUAAUGACUGUGGGAAAACCUUCAGGCACAAGCAGAACCUGACCACACAUCAGAAAACCCAUGGCAUUGGCUUGUAAGUGGAUGUGGCUGUGUGGGUUAGACCAGACUCAUAACAUUCAGAUCUGGGAUUUUUACGUACACGUCCUCCCAGUUUUCCUUCUAGCUUCCAUCUGGCUUUGAUUGGCUUCCAUUUGUUAACAGAAUAUAUAUAAUAUAUACCGGUAUAUAUUGUCUGCUCUUCAAGAACGAGACAAUCACAGAAGUCCCAGCUCAGCCCCGUUCUUCAAGCAGAACAUUGGAAUUUGCGGGAAUUCUGUAAGGAUUUUUAUUGACCAGAUGUCUGGUCUAACGUGCUUGACGAAUACCGAACGUAUCUCAUUAAAACAAAGCUUCAUAAUAAUGCCCGCUCCUUGGCUUGUGCCAUUUCCAAUAUUACAGGAAAGCAUAGAAGUCCAUGGAACAAACCAUAAAGUACAUGGGAAUGGGGGGGUUAUCUAUAUGUAUUUCCGAUCAGUGCCAAGAAGAAAAUAUGGAACUUUAACCUACUUCCAUUUGUACAAGUGUGACUGGUGCUUUACAUGUGCUGCCCAUUUUCCGUGCCGCCUCCCAGGCCUGCUGCAGUGUUAUUGUGGGAAUACAGGUUUGGCAUUAAGCGCUGCUUUAGUCUUCAUCCCAUAAUUCAUCUCUCAUGGAUCCAAUGCUCAAGAUCAACAUAUGGAUCCAAUGCUCAAGUUAAACAUUGCCAUAGAGCUCAACAUUAGCAAUGUUCCUGUUGAAUUUUUUUAACAAAGUGUUCAGAUCCGUGGGUUGGCGUCAAACUCCGAUUCAAGGGACUCAAAGGUUCAGCUUUAAGUUAACUUUUAGUAUGUUAUAGAAUGGCUUAUUUUAAACAACUUUUCAAUUGGCCUUCAUUUUUUUUUAUAUAGUUUUUUUUAAAAAAAAUUCUGUUACUGGUCUUUUAAAGGUGAACUAGACCCAAAGAAUGUUUUUAACUC
Molecule: messenger RNA, 4546 nt
Organism: Xenopus laevis (African clawed frog)
Lineage: Eukaryota; Metazoa; Chordata; Amphibia; Anura; Pipidae
Gene: znf665l.L
Product: zinc finger protein 665-like L homeolog
Exons: 3
Coding region: 1538-3628 (696 amino acids)
Biological process (GO): regulation of DNA-templated transcription; regulation of gene expression
Cellular component (GO): nucleus
Molecular function (GO): sequence-specific DNA binding
Source: RefSeq, a predicted model, not a curated record